CCCCCCGCCGCCGGUCGCGGCCCGUCCCGGCCCCGCCAUGGCCGCCCCCCCCCGCCUCGGCAUCCAGAUGCUGCUGGAGGCCGCCGAGUUCCUGGAGCGGCGGGAGCGAGAAGCCGAGCACGGUUACGCCUCGCUGCGGCCCGGCGGGAAGGACGGGGAGGCCCCGCGGCGCCGCGCCAAGGCCCGGAGGAGCGGCAGCGGCGGCAGGUCGACGCACAAUGAGAUGGAAAAGAACAGGCGUGCCCAGCUCCGGCUGUGCCUGGAGAGGCUGAAGGGGCUGGUGCCGCUGGGGGCCGCGGCCGGGCGGCACACGACACUCAGCCUCCUCACCAGGGCCAGGCUGCACAUCCAGAAGCUGGAGGACCAGGAGCGCCGGGCCCUGCACCAGAUGGAGCAGCUGCAGCGGGAGCAGCGGCACCUGCAGCGGCAGCUGGAGAAGCUGGGCAUGGGGCGGGUCAGGAUAGACAGCAUCGGCUCCAGCCCUUCCUCCGAGCGCUCCGACUCGGAUCGAGGUGAGAGCCCGCUCCGGGGCGGGAGGCCUGGCCGCGCUGGAGCUCCAAGCCUUGCCAUUCCUCCGGCAGAAGAGAUGGAUGUGGAUGUGGAGAGCACGGACGACCUCCCCGCCGACCUGGACUGGAGCAGCAGCAGCCCCAGCGACUCGGACGAGCGCGGGAGCCUCCAGAGCCUGGGCAGCGACGAGGGAUACUCCAGCUCCGGCGGGCCCAGGGCCAGGCUGGCCGGCAGCCGUAAGCUUCCCGUCGGGAUAUAGGGAGCUGUUCCCGCGGCCGCCGUCCCCGUGGGAUCCCGUUAGCCCAGCACACCGACCCUGCCAGCAUUCCCUGCACGGAAACACCGAACAUCCCACAGCUCCAGCCGCUCCCGGGCUCCGUCUGCACCGCCGGGCUCCGUCUGCACCGCCGGGCUCCGUCUGCACCGCCGGGCUCCGUCUGCACCGCCGGGCUCCGUCUGCACCGNGGGCUCCGUCUGCACCGCCGGGCUCCGUCUGCACCGCCGGGCUCCGUCUGCACCGCCGGGCUCCGUCUGCACCGCCGGGCUCCGUCUGCACCGCCAGCCUCUCUGGCCGAACCUUCUCUGCCAGGCCCCACAUUCCAGCCACGCCUGAAGCGCCCGGGAAUAUCCUGGCAAUAACAGCGACCUCAAGAGCCUUCCCCGGGCUCCUUCCCAGGCUGUCACUGCCCGCUAUUCCCGAUCUUCUCCACGCUUGGGUGGCAACGUCGUGUUCCUAAUCCUCAGGACCGAAGAAACUGGAGAUCCAGGAGUGGAUCCGAAGAGAGAGCCGGUCCUUUGUGGAGUUUCCAUCCGUGACGGAGCGGAGCCAGGCUGGGAACACAGAGCAUUUUGGGCACAGGGAUCAGCCUCAGUCGGGGGUUCCUUCCCCCGACUCUAAAUAUUCAGGGACACCCCAUCCCAGCCCUCGUGUCGUCCCGGAGCGUUCCUGGCGUGGGGAGCAGCGCUCAGAGCCAUCCUCACCCCUCACCUCCGGGCUGGGAAGAUUCUGCCCUCCCUAAACCCGAAAGGGACGUCCCACCUCCCUUUGUGGCGCGGCGUUCCAGAGCCCUGGAAUUCCCUUUCCACGCUUCUUGUCUCGGGGACAAUUCUUUCUACCUCGGAGGGAGCCCACGGCCUCUCUCCACCCCUUCAGCACAAAGAUGAUGCCUCUGCCCAGCAAUAACCCCACGGGACUCCCUGGAUCGUGUCCAUCCAUCCGGGAUUUUUCCAGCCUCGUGGAGGAUUCCAGGAGCCACCACAGGGAGGGAAGCCCCGGGCUCAGGGGGGUUCUGAGCAGUUCUGAACCCACACAUCAGCUGCCAGUGGUGAGGGUUCGCUUCCCGAUGCACUGCAGGGAGCAUUCCCACCACUCCCUGCUCCUGAGAUGCUCUGGGGAUGUUGAGAGCUCUGCUUCCAGCACUUUCCUUUUCCCCUGGAGUGCUCCAAGGGCUUUUCCAGCCCCCUGGAUCCGGCCAGGUCCUGGUGAGGAGUGGGCAAGGAGCUCUGCAGGGCUUUUCCCAGCUCUGGGAUACAAACCCUGACCCUCUGCCAGUCCCUUUUGGGAAUCACCAGUGCUGGAAGGCAUCGAGAUGCUCCAUGGAGUGCAAGGGGAUGAGCAGCAGGAGACUCCAGUGCUUUUCCUUUGUCCUUUCCCCUUUUCCUGUUUCCCUUUUCUCCUUUCCUGCUUUUCCUUUCCUUCUUUUCUCCUUUACUGUUCCCCUUUUCCUUUCAACACCCCAAUCCCAUUCCUGGCUCACUUAGGGAAGUGGGAAGCCACCCACAGACCCCACAAAUUGCCCAAAUCCCCCAGAUUCUGUCUUUUUCCAUUUGCUGUCUCCUAAGAGAAAAAAACAAAAAAAACCCCAAACCACAAGGAAUUUUCCUUUCAAGCUGCUGGAAUUUUCCACCCUCUGGCAUUGCCACAGACCAGGGGUACCUGAGCUCAACCCCCUGCGUGGUCAAAAAGAGGGAAAAAAAAGGCAAAAAGAUGGAAAACAGUGAGGAAAAGAGGAAUAUCAGCCCGUGGGGGCCAGUGGCUCAGGUGGCUUUUGCCUUCAGCUGGGGAAUCCCAGCGGAACCCUCUGGACAGGCGAUUCCCAGCACUGGGAAGGCCCUUCCAGAGCCACAAAGCGUUGGUUGAGUUUUGCUUGGCUUUGAACAUUCUGGAGGUUUGGCCUCAGCACAAAUGAGGGGUUUUGGCAGCUUUGUGCCUUUCUGAGUUCCCAAUGCCUUUUUUUUCCCCCUUUUUUCCCUUUCCUAUCCCAGACUGAGCCCUUUGCACUGUCGGGCUGUGCUCCGGGAACCCCAGAACUCUGCACUAACCCGGAACCCCCGGGUCCCCAGUGGUGGUGCCAGCCUUACCUGGAAUUCACUGAUCCACCAGCAUUCCUAUCAAAUAAGCUGCAGGAAGGACUUUUUUAUAGGUUGUGACAGAAAUCCAGGGAGUGCGGGGAGUCGGAUUGGGGCACGGACGGGUGGGAAUCAAAACCAGCCGAUUUUGGGCUGUUUUUCCUUUCUUUUUCCUUUUGGAAGGCAGAUCCCGAACCGCCAGCUCCCAGGAAGCACCAGAACGUUUCACCCUGAAUUUUUCCAGUGGAGCCAUCCCAUCUCCACUCAACCUUUCCUUUAUCAUUCUUUGGUACCCCUCUUUUUCGUGCUUUUCCAUCAUUUUUUUUCUGUUCUUUUUGCUUCCCAAGAAGUGGAUCCACCCCAGCCUUGGCUCCGCUGGGCAGCUGGGAGCGGACUCGGAUCCCAUUUCCAGCCGUUCCUGCUGUAAAUAUCCCAUUGUUGGGCUGAUCCCCGUGUCAAGCCAAUAGAAUGGUGCUUUUUUUUUAGGAAUUCCAUGUUUUAGGAGAUCUUUGCUGUGUCCAUGGAUAUUUCUGUCUUGUUUGAUUGUUAGGAAAUAAAUUAUUUCGUUAUGAAAGAGA
This is a messenger RNA of Parus major (Great Tit), 3437 nucleotides long. RefSeq names its product MAX dimerization protein 1 (gene MXD1). Gene Ontology annotation, molecular function: protein dimerization activity; DNA-binding transcription factor activity, RNA polymerase II-specific; RNA polymerase II cis-regulatory region sequence-specific DNA binding. Lineage: Eukaryota; Metazoa; Chordata; Aves; Passeriformes; Paridae. Gene Ontology annotation, biological process: negative regulation of transcription by RNA polymerase II. The record is from RefSeq and is a predicted model, not a curated record. The transcript has 5 exons. Bases 38 to 769 code for a protein of 243 amino acids.